Molecule: messenger RNA, 2949 nt
Organism: Anguilla rostrata (American eel)
Lineage: Eukaryota; Metazoa; Chordata; Actinopteri; Anguilliformes; Anguillidae
Product: DEP domain-containing mTOR-interacting protein
Exons: 10
Coding region: 761-1993 (410 amino acids)
Biological process (GO): negative regulation of protein kinase activity; intracellular signal transduction; negative regulation of TORC1 signaling
Molecular function (GO): protein binding
Source: RefSeq, a predicted model, not a curated record
UCAGGACUUUGCCACCUGUCUGUGUGUGUGUGUGUGUGUGUAUAUAUAUAUAGAGAAAGAGAGAGAGAGAGAGAGAGACGUAUAGAUGCAGUAUUUUAGACAAUUAAAAAGCCUAAAUACCUGUUGUGUUGCAACAAUUUUUAUUUUUACACACUCUGUGUGUGUGUGUGUGUGUGUAAAGAUAAAUACAUCUCAUCAUAUUUUCACAUUAAUUUUGGUGGAGAAAUGACAUUGAAAGAAUUUCCUACAAAAAAGGAAACAAUAUUUGAAAAGUGAACAGUAAAAUAAGUAUCUACAGAUGCAAUUGCGGGGUUUUAUAAUGUGCAUUGAAGCUAUAAAGUAUAUUAUUGCAACUGUAAAUUCACACAAAAACAGUCUAGAUAACAGUCUACGUAUUAUCAAAAACAAAUGCUUAUAACCUACUUCUGUGUGCACAUAAUGUGUGUGAGUGUAUUUGUGUGUGAGUGAGAGAAAGUGUGUAUGUGUGUCUGUGUGUGUGUGAGUGUGUACACAACAUGGUCCCCUAAGGGUGUAUGGGUGGGGGUGCGUGCUGUGUGUUUGGUGUUUGGUAAAUACUAAGGGUGUUAUAGAGGUCUUCAGGCUGGUCGGUUCACUCCUAUAUGAGAUAUCAGUUUCCCAGUGAGUGUGUCAGUUUGAGUGUGCCAGUGUAUCAGCGUGAGUGUGUCAGGGUAUCAGUGUGAAUGUGUCAGUGUAUCAGCGUCAGUGUGUUGGUGUGUCAGCGUGAGUUUUUCAGAAACAGAUGGAGAAAAUCGGUAGCAGCAUGAAGAGGAAAGCCACUGCAAGGCAGCACAAAGCGGAGGUGAUGAUCGCGGGUGAGCAGCUCAGGCUGCGACUGCACGACAGCAAGCUGAUCAAGGACAGGAGGUAUCACCUGCGCACCUACCCCAACUGCUUUGUGGCACAGGAGCUGAUAGACUGGCUGAUCAGCCACAAGGAGGCGCCAGACCGAGCCACCGCCGUUCGUCUCAUGCAGCAUCUGAUGGAGCACGACAUCGUACACCAAGUGUGUGACAAAUGCUCGGUGUUCAAAGAUGCCAAACUGCUGUACCGCUUCCGUAAGGAUGACGGAACUUUCCCCUUCAAUUCGGAGGUGAAGGUGUUCAUUCGUGGCCAGAGGCUCUACGAACAGUUGAUUUUGGGGAGGAGCUCUGUCCUGCAGGUGAGGGAGGAGCUGGGCGUGGCUUAUCAGCGCUCAUUCCCCGGCUGUCAGAUGAUUGAUUGGCUGCUGCAGAAUGGCGAGGCAGAGAGCAGGCGGCAGGGGCUGGAGCUGUGUCGCGCUCUGCUGGAGCACGGAAUCAUCCAGCAUGUGUCCCUGAAGCAUCACUUCUUUGACGGCGCGCUGCUAUAUCAGUUCUGCAUUAACUUCCGCCGACGGCGCCGCCUGGCUGAGCUGCUGACCGAGAGCGAUGGAGAUGCAGUGGGCGGGGCUGGAGGAGCUGAGGGGGCGGGAGCUCACACACAGGAGAAUUUCACUGACAGCCCUUUCACCCUGAGGAAAAACCUCCCUCAGGGAAACAGCAACUUCCUGUCUGUACAGCCCACUAAGGAGAUUAGGGUGAUGUCGGCAGUGCGCAGGGGGAGUUGGCCCUCUCAGCAGAACAGCCCCGGCGGAUACCUUCCCCCUGUGCCUCUCUGCUCCGCCUCUCUGGCAAAGUGCAACCCUAAAUCAGUGCUGAGGAGGAGAGUGACCUGCCGAGAGCUACUGUCUCCUGGGGGGCCUUUCAUCAAAAGGGUUCUGACGGUAGUGGGGGAUGCUGUGGGCUGGGGGUUUGUUGUUCGUGGGUCUUCACCUUGUUAUAUCCAAGCUGUGGAUCCAGGGGGACCUGCUGCUGCAGCAGGAGUAAAGGUGCGUCAGUUUGUUUACCAGGUGAACGGGCUGUGUGUCCUUCACCUGGAUUAUCGCGCGGUCACCAAACUGGUCAUGACUGGACCGCGUACGGUUGUGCUGGAGAUGAUGGAGCCACUUGACUGAGGUGAUGAUACCCAACCUGCCUCAGGCCAUGGACUAUGACCUCACAGUUGCACCAGUACAUUUUCCUAUGGAGAUCUAACACCUGUCUGUGAUCACCCUCACAGAAAUGGAAUAUACUGCCUAUAUCUGUAUUUAAUACAAUUUCACAGCAGCAAUAGUUUCUGUAUUUGUUCAUAUAUUCUUACAACAUUUUUUCUCAUCUUGUAGAAUAUAUGAACUCUUCAGAAUAUAUGGGCAAAUAUACAAAGACUUGUAGCUUUCAGAACUUAAAGUAUAUUUUAAAAAACAGUGGUUUGAAAUAUAUUCAUCAUUAUUUUUUAUAAAGCAUCCACAUAUUUAUGUACUGCAGUAAUUCACAAUGUUCAUAUUGUCACUUAUAAUGGGUUUCUGAUUCAUUAACAGCUAUUAAAUAUAAAUAUAAUAUAAAUAAAAGAGCAGUUGGUGAGCUGAAAAUUUAUGGGGCCGAAAACUUUUUUUUAAACUGAUUAGUCUCAAACUAUUUUCAUUCAUUUUCCUUGCUUUUCCUUAAUUUGUAAUACAUAGCUUUUUCACAUUGCGUUAGGCAGAUUAAAUGAUAAAUAAAAUUUAGAAAAAUCCGGUUUGAUCACAAAGUACAGUCAUUGAAGAGAACUAGUCUGAUCAAAUUGAGUAUUUUGUGAAUUAAUCUCUGCAUUGAUAAUCAAGGAAAAUGACUGCCAACAUGUUGAGACCAAUAAUCAGUUUAAGGGGAAGAUUUCGGUUGCACCUGUUGUCAGCUCACCAACAACUGCUGUACAAAUAUAAUAUAAAUACAAAUAUGAAUAUUUUUUAUAGCCCAUAAAAGGUUAUUAACUGAUAUCCCUUGAUGUUUAUAUGCUUUCUUUCAAAAGGCAAAAGCACUGUAGAAUCUCUAUGUCCUCUGUUGCUGUGUACCACUGGUCCAAACUGGACUGCUCUCAUUUCAGUAAAGAUCAAUU